CCCUCGACCCUCCGAUAGCUGACUAGGGAGGGGCUCUAAUGCAACUUGGCCAAACCCAAGGAAGUGGAGUGUCAGAGGCGACACGUUUCAGGAAAAGGUGCUUCAGAUCAUGGAGAUCGUACGUCAGCAUAAGACAACCCUGAUUAAGAUCCUGUCUGGAGAUGCCAAGUUUGUCCUGCAGCACGUGCACCAGGCCAGGCUCAUCACGGAGCACGAGUAUGGCAACCUCAAAGACGACAUCAGUCAUCACAGUAGGCAGGACUUCACCAUCAACCUUUUGGACAAAAUGAUGCAUAAGGGGGACAAACAAUGCCAUAAAUUCCUCGAACUUCUGGAGCUUAAUGAAAUGCAGGAAACUUUCCCACUAUUGAAUGAUCUUUUAAUGCCUCCAUCUGUAAGACAAGGCGUCCCAGAAAUCAACGAGUACAAAAUGUCCAGCAGUCCUCGUGGUGUGUGUGUAAUCAUUAAUAACAUAUACUUUGAUCGUCGUGGACGCCUUAUGGAAAGGAGAGGAUCAAAGGUGGAUGUAGAGAGUCUUGACGAGGUUUUCAAGUGGCUGGGUUUUACUGUGGAGAUACACACUGACAAGACCGCAGUAGAGAUGAAGGAGAUCCUGAUGGAACUCAGCCAGAGGCAGCAUAACGGUGACUGCUUCAUAUGCUGCAUCCUAAGCCAUGAAUGUGAUGGAGGUUUCUGUGGAACAGAUGGACAGAUUGUUCACCCUUCUGACAUCCUCCAGCCAUUUGGUAGAGCAAACUGCCAAAGCCUGGCCGAUAAACCCAAAGUGUUUAUCUUACAUACUGGUUGGGAACAACCUAAAUAUGCAAUUCCUGAUUCUGAUUUCCUGCUGGCUUUAGCGACCAUACCAGGAUUACAUUCAUACAGACAUGUAGUGAAAGGAUCCUGGUUCAUCCAGUCAUUGUGCAAAAUGCUGAAAGAAGGCUGCAAAAGGAGAGAAGACGUCCUUACCAUCCUCAAUCAAGUCAUUGUGGAAGUGAGCGCAUUUGAAACAAACCCUUCAGUCGAGUCAAAUUUGUCAAGUCGAAUGUCAUUCAGACAAAUCCCACACAUAGACCUCACCCUGAAAAAGAGACUUGUCUUUCAUGUGCCUUCAAAUUGAAUUUACAGUUAUUUUACUAUGAGCUUUUGUGUCUGAAGGUUCAAUUAUUGUUAAAGUUCCAUUAGAAAGUUAAUUUGAAGAGUCUGGUCUGGUUUAGCUGUAAACCUUGUAUAAACCUCAGAGGAGCUCUUCAGGAUUUUUUUGUUUUUUACUGCAGUCUUUUCUUUUUGUUUUUGGUUUCUACAUAAUGAUGCUGUAAUAUGUUCAGUGUGAAAAAGAAUUAUAAGGUCAUCAGAACGAGAAGCAGUUUGCACUGCUUACACGUUUACAUACACAUAAUCUGUGAAGCAUUCUUUUCAAUAGGACCAAUUAAGGCAUGUGAAAUGAACUGAUGGUGAUGUAUCAUUAUUAGUGUCAUAUAUAUUGAAUUGGAAUUAUCCUGUAUAAUGCUUCUACGUGCCGAAAAGCAUUGUUCUGUUCUCCAUAACAAUGACAUGCUCCUAAUUCCUUUAUCUUGCAUUGACUGAGACUGUCAAUAAGAGCGACAGAGGCCUCAAACCCAGACCAAAUUAAUGGGAAACAAAGCACCUUCCUCAAUCCUUGAUUAUGUCUGUCAUUCAGUACCACACAAAUGAACAUCCAGACAUAUUAGUGUUCUGGCUUCUCACUAACAAAAAGUGCACCAACCGCAUUUUAAAUGUUUGUAAUGACUUUUAUGUAGAAUUGAAAAACAGGAAAUGGCAAAUAGCAUUUUGUAUUGUCUAACUAAAGUUUACUACGCACUGCAGCAUUAGGCAUAUAAAUCAUGACAGGAGCGCCACUAGGCCAGUUUUUAAGGGUCCUUUAAAAUGUUGUUUAGCCCCUUCAGAUAAUCGUAAAUUAUUAGAUGAAAUCAUAAUUAAUUUUUUUUUUCUAUUGAUUCCUCAUUCAGUCAUGAAAACCUGUGAGCAAGUCCAGAAACCAGUGGGGUCCAGUGACAUCAUUCUUAGAAGAAAUGUUGAUUUUAACAUGAAUUUCUGGUGCACUCUGAGACUAAAAUACAGGGGCACCUACUGUGGAAUUAUUUAGUUUGUUGAAAUGAGUGUAAAUACAAGUGAAGUCCAAAUAUGGUACUACUUUCAGGUUUUGAUUUAAUUGUCAAAAACCUGUUGCUUACCUGCUAAGGUCAAAAGGUCAGUCCGUGGGGGCUCCUGAGUGGCGGCUCCCGAGUGUCAUCAGGGCUGGUGGUCCCUGGCCAUUUAAGGGGUUAAGCUCUUCUGAGGGACGUUCGAACUGAAUAGUCUCCUCAGUAGCAAACUGUGUUCAUGAGCUUAGCAUCAGUGUGUGCUUUCAUGCCACGCUGUUACAAACAUUUACAAACUUCAUUAACUGAAAAAAACACAACCACCGACAUUAUGGUCAAAUUUUGCAAGAUUUUGUUAUUGUUUUCAUGAGGCGGGUGCUUUUCUCAACAAUGGUAAGUAUUUCAGAACUUCACUGACAUGGUGAGCUAAUUUUUUAUGAAACAUGAUCAGAAGAAUUACAUGAAGAAACCACAUCAGUAGAGGUGUAUGUAUGCCUCCAAUGUGUAUCCUGUAUUGUAAAUGUAUUCUGAAUAUUACUGUCGUUUUUCAGUUUUGGACAUAAUUUGAAAAUGAC
Messenger RNA from Colossoma macropomum (tambaqui), 2698 nucleotides. Its product is annotated as caspase-8-like. NCBI's taxonomy places the organism in Eukaryota, Metazoa, Chordata, Actinopteri, Characiformes, Serrasalmidae. Gene Ontology annotation, cellular component: cytoplasm. Bases 110 to 1120 code for a protein of 336 amino acids. The transcript is spliced from 5 exons. Gene Ontology annotation, biological process: proteolysis; regulation of apoptotic process; apoptotic process. The record is from RefSeq and is a predicted model, not a curated record. Gene Ontology annotation, molecular function: death effector domain binding.